This is a messenger RNA of Chanos chanos (milkfish), 961 nucleotides long. RefSeq names its product protein phosphatase 1, regulatory (inhibitor) subunit 2 (gene ppp1r2). Gene Ontology annotation, biological process: regulation of signal transduction. The coding region runs from base 181 to 786 and encodes 201 amino acids. Gene Ontology annotation, molecular function: protein phosphatase inhibitor activity. The record is from RefSeq and is a predicted model, not a curated record. Lineage: Eukaryota; Metazoa; Chordata; Actinopteri; Gonorynchiformes; Chanidae. The transcript has 6 exons.
GACAGACAGCCCAUUUAUUCUGCCUUCUCUGGCGAAGAUCAGUGUAGAAUAGAACAAUACAGCAAUAGGUAGUUUAUGAUAGUGGUCGUCAGAACCACAUCGCUUUUUGUUCCAUUUAAUAGCGAGUAAAAGUACUUGAGGAAAAGUGUGUUGUCUUCAACCAGCUAGUGAACGUGUGGGAUGGCAGCUCCCCGACCCAUAAAAGGUAUUCUGAAGAACAAGAACAGCGGGGCAAGCACCAAAGCUGGCCCCGAAGUGUCAUUGGAGAGUUCAGAGCAAGCACCACAAGGGGUUCUGGACGAUGACCAUCAAAAGAAGUCACAGAAAUGGGACGAAAUGAACAUCUUGGCCACGUAUCAUCCAGCAGAUAAGGAUUAUGGCUUAAUGAAAAUCGAUGAACCUAGUACCCCUUAUAACCGGAUGGUGGGGGAUGAGGACGAUGAGGGAACACACAGUGAUUCUGAUGGGAACGCGGCUCUCACAGUGGAUGACCUGGCCAAGAAGCUGGCAGCGGCAGAAGGAACAGAUCCCCGCUUUAUGAGGGAGGAAGAGGAGGAAAGCAGUGAGGAGGAAGAAGAGCUUAGCCCAGAGGCACAAGAGAAAAAGAAACAGUUUCAGAUGAUGAGGAAAAUGCAUUACAAUGAAGGUCUCAACAUUAAGCUAGCUAGACAGCUCAUCGCCAGCGAGCUCGACGAAGAUGAAGAGGACGAGGAGAUGAAGGAUGAAAUGGAAACAGAGGACAUAAAUGUAGACCCCCCUCAAGACGCUGAUCCAUUGGAUUCCUAGAGGACAACACUCAACGUUCGACCUCUGUCUCGGAUCAUGAAAUGCUCGGAAGCACAGUGUUGUCAUGCCGACCAUAGAGGACACUGCUACAGCCCCACCCUCAGCCCAGCCCCCUUCCUCUCCAAAGUCUGUAUUUUAUGAACAGUGCAAUGCAAAGCAUAUCGACCUGCUGGUU